Molecule: messenger RNA, 1371 nt
Organism: Penicillium subrubescens
Lineage: Eukaryota; Fungi; Ascomycota; Eurotiomycetes; Eurotiales; Aspergillaceae
Gene: ppmA
Product: type 2C protein phosphatase PTC7
Exons: 1
Coding region: 1-1371 (456 amino acids)
Source: RefSeq, a predicted model, not a curated record
AUGAUCCCGCCAAGUGUGUCCUGUAGAGCCUGCAGUUCCACCUGCAGCCUACAAAUACAAACCCUUGUUCGCGACAGGAUUUCUCACUCUAGCGCAAAAACUUCCUUAUUCUCGUUCGCCGGGACUUCUCGACCGUCCUUGGCGCCCAUCUCUCGCAAAUAUGCCCUGAACAACACCCUCCAGCGGUCCUUCCAUUUCACUCCCGGCCGGCUAUCCGAUCCCUCGCCCUCGUCCUCUCGGAUCUCCUAUCGGGUUGCCGUCUCCUCGUCGGGUAAAGGCCGCCGCUUCCACCCGCUCAAAAAUGCCUAUAACUAUGAUCCUACGGUGUCAGAUGUCAUCGGUGUCUCUACAGACAAGAACCCGACCGUCCGCCGGCGCAAUCGCCCUGACAGUGGUGAGGAUGCCUUCUUUGUAAGCCGCAUCGGCUCCGAGAUUUCAGGCCACCCGGAUGCAGGCGAUGCGGUCGCCUUUGCGGUGGCUGAUGGUGUAGGCGGCUGGACAGAGUCCCGCGUCGAUCCGGCGGACUUUUCGCAUGGUCUGUGUGGGUAUAUGGCUCAGUCGGCUCUGUCCUGGGACUCGCCUGCAGACAAACUGCGGCCGAAGCAACUGUUGCAGGCCGGAUAUGACCAGGUUGUGGAGGACCCGGCGAUCAAGGCGGGUGGCAGCACUGCGUCUGUCGGCGUCGCGCUUCCAGAUGGCCGUGUUGAGCUGGCUAAUCUGGGUGACUCGGGCUCUGUGCUACUCCGUCUUGCCGCCGUCCACCACUACUCUGUCCCGCAAACCCACGGGUUCAAUACACCCUAUCAACUAAGCGUGAUUCCCCCGAAAAUGCGUGCUCAGGCGUCAGUCUUUGGGGGAGCCUAUUUGGAAGACUUCCCCAAGGAUGCCGCCGUCACAAAUGUCCAGAUGCAGCACGGUGACGUGCUCAUCCUCGCUACAGACGGUGUCUUUGACAACCUGAAUAAUCAGGAUAUACUGAAAGUUGUCACGAGUCGUAUGGUCUUGACUGGCGCUUGGACAGCCACUGAAGACUAUGGCGUCGGGAUUUCCGAUACUCUUGCUGGACUGACAGUUCCAGGCGGACUGGCCACUGCAUUCCCACCGCCAAAGAACCCUUCCGCAUCUCAACCAAACGAAAAGGAGAACGCAUCUCUCGAAUCCACCCUUACCCUCCAAUCCCUUCUGGCCGCCUCCAUCGCCGGUGAAGCCAAGGUUGCCAGUGUCGACUUCCGCCGCGAUGGCCCCUUCGCCAAGGAGGCGCAGCGUUACUACCCGGGAGACUACUACCGCGGGGGCAAGGUGGAUGACAUCUGCGCUCUGGUCAUUGUGGCCGUCGACGAGAGUCUUGCCAGCGGCACACGUGGCGAGUAG